Phialemonium atrogriseum is the source of this 2832-nucleotide messenger RNA. Its product is annotated as putative histone-lysine n-methyltransferase. The coding region runs from base 1 to 2832 and encodes 943 amino acids. The record is from RefSeq and is a predicted model, not a curated record. Lineage: Eukaryota; Fungi; Ascomycota; Sordariomycetes; Cephalothecales; Cephalothecaceae. Gene Ontology annotation, cellular component: nucleus. The transcript is spliced from 3 exons. Gene Ontology annotation, molecular function: histone methyltransferase activity; protein binding.
AUGGCUGAGCUUGCCACCUUACCUACCUUGUCCACUUUACCCACCGAAUCCAGCUUCUCUGCCCUUUCGACUGAAUCCUCUUCCCAAGUCGCGUCGUUGAGCUCCACCCCUCCAACCUCCGUCUCUCCCGACAGCGUCUCGCUCGCGUCUGAUCAUGACACUCCCAAGCCCGCCAACACUACCACACCGCUGCUUGAGGGGUCCUGUUUGCUACAAGAGCAGCAGCAAUACCUGCAGCAAGAAGUAGAGCGGGAACAACACGUCGAGGAACAUGGCCCAAGCAUAGCAGUACAGACACUCCCCGAGCCACCGCUCCAGGUCAAGACGGAACCGGAACCAGAAUUGGAAACCCGGCCUGAACUGGAACCGGAACUCGAUGCUGGCCAGCAAACACCCAUUGCCCAGGCGAUAAUCGUCGCCGCCCAAGCUCUCACAGCCCCCGAGCCGCCCUCCACCGGACGCUCCCGGAGAGCACGUGGUGCUGCACCACCGGUAUACAACCUUGCCAAACUGAGCGGCACCGACAUCCACGGCAAACGACGCGCAAACGGCGACCCUGUGCGAGAGAGGCGCCGACGCACAACCACAAGCAACACGCUCACCGGUGCCGACGCGCUCGUCCGCAAUGGCAUCAACGCGUUGGACCUCGAUUGGGAAAUCCGCGGGCCGAGCACGCCGCGAAGCUCGCGCACGACCAGGAAGGUGAAAUCCUCGCCCAAGGACGAGCUCCCGGCGCGUAGGCCGACGCGUCUUUCCGGCGCGGCUGUCACCGGGACCCUGACUGCGAAGAUGUCGGCCCUCGGCAAGCGCAGCCGGAAGACCUUCGAGAAGGGUCUGUCGCGCCUGUCGCGAGAAUUGGCGCGUCUGCAGGACACGGACGAGUUCUCCCACGUCGACAAGCGGCCCGUCGUCCACACCGUCUGGAGCAACGGCAAGUUCGUCGACCCCCGCGAGAUCGAAGCGGAAGCCGCGGCCCCGCCGCCGCGCAAGAAGGCGAAGACGGCCUCGAGCCCCGAGCCCGAGAAGAAGCAGGAGGUUGCGGAGAAGCAGGAGGAAGGCACAAAGGCUGGGCCAGCACAAACAAAAGGUCAUGUCAAGAAAUGGCUCGACAAGGGUCUCUAUGCGGGCCAAGAGGCUCCGGCCGAUGUCUUCAAGGGCCUCACGGCACAGGAGAAGAAAAAGCUUGCCCAGAUUCCCGAGUUGGCAUCCGGCACCAAGCCUAACAGGUCCCUUCCCAUGCCCAUGUUCGGUGGUCUCCGCCUCCUUCUCACCGGACGCGACUUCAAGCUUCCAUACGACGUUUGCAACCCUCUGCCCCCAGGCCAACCAAAGCCGACAGCUUACCGGACAAUGACCAGGAAUCGGUUCAUUGGCGAUGCUGCCGCAUACUGGAAGAAGCAGCCGCACUUCAACGACUUCCAGUCCAAGUGCGUCUGCAAGCCCGAGGAUGGCUGUGACGACCAGUGCCAGAACCGCAUCAUGCUGUAUGAGUGCGAUGAUACGAACUGCAAUGUUGGCAGGGCCCACUGCACCAAUCGCGCCUUCCAGAGCCUGCAGGAGAGGACCAAGCAGGGGGGCCGGUUCCGCAUUGGCGUCGAGGUCGUCAAGACGGGCGAUCGAGGUUACGGAGUCCGGAGCAACCGCUGCUUCCAGCCCAACCAGAUCAUCAUGGAAUACACUGGUGAGAUCAUCACCGAGGAGGAGUGCGAGCGGCGGAUGAACGAAGUGUACAAGGAAAACGAAUGCUACUACCUAAUGUCCUUCGACCAGAAUAUGAUCAUCGACGCGACUACCGGUAGCAUCGCUAGGUUCGUCAACCACUCAUGUUCGCCCAACAGCCGCAUGAUUAAAUGGAUCGUGUCCGGCCAACCGCGCAUGGCCCUCUUCGCCGGGGACCGCCCGAUCAUGACUGGGGAGGAACUGACGUACGACUACAACUUCGACCCCUUCUCGGCCAAGAACGUGCAGAAGUGCCUCUGCGGCAGCCCCAACUGCCGCGGCGUCCUCGGGCCCAAGUCCCGCGAGCCCAAGGCCCAGAAGCAGGCCCCCAAGGAGGACGCCGGCGCCGCCGCCGGCAGGAAGUCGUCGGUCAAGGCCGGCGUCAAGGCUAGCAAGCGGAAGCUGAAGGAGCUCCUCGCCGGCGACUCGGACGACGCCGCCAAGUCCGCCAAGACCAAGAAGCGCAAGAUCGCCAAGGCGACGGGCCCCGGCGCCGCGGGUCUCAAGGCCGCCAAGGGCGCCGCCGCGGCCCUCAAGCGGAGCGUGUCGAGCAUAUCGGUCAGCACCAAGGCGGCCCUUGGGUCCAAGAAGGGGGGAAGCACCAGCGGCACGCCCCGCCGGGCCAGCACCGGCGGCCUCAAGAGGUACUACGGCCGGAAGGGCGGCGAGGUGAUCCGCACGAGCAAGGCCGCCAUCGCGGUGGCGACGUCGUCCCGCGGCGCCGCCGGCCUCAAGACGGGAGACGGGAACAAGCGCACGCCCAAGAAGAAGAUCGUCUUAUCGUCGUCGUCGUCAUCACCGGGCAAGGGCAGCGGUAGGAAGGUUGGGAAGGGCACACCGUCUUCGGCGUCUUCGAUAAAGAAGAAGAAGAACAGUAGCCACAAGAAGGUUGCCACGACGACGCCCAACAAGCCCGCCGCCGCCGCGUCGCCGUUGUCGUCAUCGUCGCCGCGCAAGCGCGUCCCGUCCAGGAAGGUCCUCGAGGCGGCUGCGGCGGUCCCCGCCGCCCUGCCGGCGUCGCCCGCCGGGUCGGCGGCCAAGUCGCCCAAGCCGAGGAAGGGCCUCGAGCUCUCGCGGGCCGCCAGGGUCAGGCUUGUGGAGGACGUGGAUUAG